Mycotypha africana is the source of this 1338-nucleotide messenger RNA. Its product is annotated as methionine aminopeptidase 1. Bases 62 to 1129 code for a protein of 355 amino acids. Gene Ontology annotation, molecular function: metalloaminopeptidase activity. The transcript is spliced from 10 exons. Gene Ontology annotation, biological process: proteolysis. NCBI's taxonomy places the organism in Eukaryota, Fungi, Mucoromycota, Mucoromycetes, Mucorales, Mycotyphaceae. The record is from RefSeq and is a predicted model, not a curated record.
AAUUAGGUAGGGCAAAUUUGCGGUCUUUUCUUUUCGAAUACAACGUUCAUAUCUAUUACUAAUGAGCACUUCUGGCCGUACAUGUUCAACUGAGGGCUGUGGCAAACCAGCCACUCUUCAAUGUCCUACUUGUAUCAAAUUGAAGAUUGAAGGAUCUUUUUUCUGUUCUCAAGAUUGUUUCAAAAAGAAUUGGGCCAAACACAAGUUAGUGCAUAAAGCUAAAAUUGAAAGCGAGCCUCACAAUCCCUUCCCCAAUUAUCGCUAUACUGGCCCAUUACAAGCAGUGUAUCCUCUGUCUCCCAGACGUGAGGUUCCUAAGGAAAUUGAGAGACCCGAUUAUGCGGAAUCGAGUAUUCCUAUUUCAGAACAGAUGGCCCGUGGCAAUGCGAUUAGAGUUUUGAACAAAGAGGAAAUAGAGGGUAUGCGUAAAGCCUGUAAGAUCGCUCGUGAAGUCUUGGAUAUUGGUGCUGCUGCUAUCCGUCCUGGAAUCACUACUGACGAGAUUGAUGAAAUUAUCCAUAAUGCUACCAUUGAGCGUGGAGCUUAUCCUUCUCCUUUAAACUAUUAUCAAUUCCCCAAGUCUGUUUGCAUAUCUGUCAAUGAAGUUAUUUGUCACGGUAUCCCUGACAAAUAUGUUUUGAAGGAUGGUGAUAUUGUCAACCUUGAUGUGACAUGUUUCUAUAAGGGUUUCCACGGAGAUAUGAAUGCUACUUACUGUGUCGGUAAUGUAGAUGACAAAGGCAAAGAAUUGAUCGACACAGCAAGAGAAUGUUUAGAAAAAGCUAUUGCUAUGGUCAAACCUGGCAUUAAAUACAGAGAUUUCGGUAGAGUGAUUGAAGAACAUGCCAGAAAGCAUGGUUUCUCGGUUGUGCGCAGUUUCUGUGGACAUGGUAUCAAUCAAUUAUUCCAUACAGCACCCAACGUCCCUCAUUACAACAAUAAUAAGGCUGUUGGUGUGGCAAAGCCUGGUCAUUGCUUUACCAUUGAGCCCAUGAUUUGUGAAGGUCAUUGGAGAGAUGAAAUCUGGCCCGAUAACUGGACAGCCGUUACUUGCGAUGGUAAACGUUCCGCGCAGUUCGAACAUACUCUGUUGGUGACAGAAACCGGCUGUGAAAUCUUGACCAAAUAAUUGAAUAGAUAGAUAGUCCCGUUUUUUUUUAUUUUUUUUUGCAUUCGAUUUGCUAACUGCUGGUAGAUCUGCAGUAGUAAGUAUCAUUAGUCACAUUUUUGAUGAUUUUUCCACCCUUUGCAUUUAUUGUAUAGUGCUACUUCCAUAUCUCAAAAGUAAAAAAACUUAUCUUGUGAUGUUUGUUAUUUUAGUCAUGUCUUUAUAAAAUC